GAAUUGCGAUUGCGGACAUCACCAAGGAUUCGAAAGACUUACGAUGGACAAACUUUAUUUCGGGAAUUCUACCAAAUAAUACGGGAGGGAAUGACAAUUCAACCUCUUCAUCUCCCAAUAUAGCUGCAAUAGUGGGUGGUGUAAUAGGCUCCAUUAUUUUUGUUAGCGCAUUAGUAGCUGUUGGCAUCGUAUUGUAUCGAAGAAAACGCAGUCCAGGAAAAGUUGUAACAAGUGUUAUAGCAAUGUUUGAUUAUGUGGGGAAAGAAGAAAGUGAUUUGAGUUUUAAAGCAGGUGAUGUUAUUGAAGUACUUGAGAGAGGAGAAGGGCCUAAUGAUUGGUGGGUGGGUAGAUUACAUGGUGUAAUAGGCGAAUUUCCUG
This is a messenger RNA of Racocetra persica, 378 nucleotides long. The record is from the annotation of a GenBank genome assembly. NCBI's taxonomy places the organism in Eukaryota, Fungi, Glomeromycota, Glomeromycetes, Diversisporales, Gigasporaceae.